This is a messenger RNA of Ruditapes philippinarum (Manila clam), 6041 nucleotides long. Its product is annotated as kinesin-like protein KIF6. Lineage: Eukaryota; Metazoa; Mollusca; Bivalvia; Venerida; Veneridae. Bases 142 to 2493 code for a protein of 783 amino acids. The record is from RefSeq and is a predicted model, not a curated record. Gene Ontology annotation, molecular function: microtubule binding; ATP binding; microtubule motor activity. Gene Ontology annotation, biological process: mitotic spindle organization; microtubule-based movement. The transcript is spliced from 21 exons.
AUUCACUGCGACGCAGCGCAUAGUUUCCAACAUGGCGGCCGCCGAUGUAAACAAUGAGGCUAUUUUACGAAGAAAUGUUUGAUUUUAAAGAAUUAAGACCAAACUGUUUGAAAUUUUACUCUUGAAUGAAUUAUUUCUAAAAUGGUUAAACAAACCAUCCAAAUAUUUGCAAGAAUAAAGCCGACUAAGGCGAAAGCUGGGGUGUAUGAUAUAGAUGAUGAUGAAGAAGGUUUGCCGAGACUCACAGUUACAAUACCUAGAGAACUUGCUGAUGGUUUUAUUAAUAACAAAAGAGAAAACUAUAAAUUUAGGUUUCAAAAAGUAUUUGACCAAACCUCAAAGCAAGAUGAAAUAUUUGACAAUGUAGCAAAGCCUGUGAUAGAUAAUGUGCUUGAAGGAUACAAUGGAACUAUCUUUGCAUAUGGACAGACUGGAAGUGGGAAGACAUUUACUAUCACAGGAGGGGCUGAAAAAUAUAAUGACAGGGGAAUCAUACCUAGAAUGUUGUCAUAUAUAUUUGAAUCUUUUGAAAAGCGUUCAGAAAGAGCAUUUACAGCACAUAUAUCUUACCUGGAGAUCUACAAUGAUUCCGGCUAUGACUUACUUGAUCCUAAACAUGAAGCUGCUAAACUAGAAGAUCUUCCGAAAGUGUCAUUAAUGGAAGACAAUGAUCAGAAUAUACAUCUAAAGAAUCUAUCAGUACAUCAAGCAUCAAAUGAGGAGGAGGCUCUAAAUCUACUCUUCCUUGGAGAUACUAACAGAAUGAUAGCUGAGACACCCAUGAAUCAAGCCUCUACAAGAUCACAUUGUAUAUUUUCUGUUCAUCUAACAUCAAGAGAACAUGGUACAGCUACAAUACGACGGUCCAAAAUACAUCUGGUUGAUUUAGCUGGGUCAGAGAGAGUAUCUAAGACAGGUGUUAAAGGUGUCUUGCUGUCAGAAGCUAAAUAUAUCAACUUGUCAUUACAUUUUCUGGAACAGGUUAUUAUAGCAUUAUCAGAUAAGAGUCGUCAACAUAUACCAUAUAGAAACUCUAUGAUGACAUCAGUGUUACGAGACAGUUUAGGAGGCAACUGUAUGACCACUAUGAUAGCUACAUGUGCAAUAGAUAGGAAAAAUUUAGAUGAGACAAUAUCAACAUGCAGGUUUGCCCAGAGAGUGGCCAUGAUUAAGAAUGAUGUGUUACUGAACGAGGAACUGGACCCUAAAUUAAUGAUUCAAAAAUUAAAGAAAGAAAUACAACAACUGAGAGAGGAGCUUGCCAUGGCAACUGGAGAAAAAAAAAGAGUACUAGAGAGACCAGCAUCACCCCAGAAGUCGGUGACCCCUGCACCAAUAGCUCCGGUACAUCAAGGCCCUCCACCAGACACCGGUCCCUAUAGUGAAACAGAAAAUGAUAAAUUAAAACAACUUGUAGUUCAGAGAGAUAAUGAAAUCAAUAUAUUAGUAAAUAUGUUAAAGAAAGAGAAGAAAAGAGUUAAGGAUGCAUCAUUACAGUUAGAAAGACUAGGUCAAAGACCCCCAUCUAGUGCUAGAGGAGAGGGUUACAGUGAAAGUUUUAAAGUACCUGAGAGGAAAGCAAAUGGUCAUGCUACACCUGGUUCCCGGAUGAAUACUGGAAAUUCUGAAGAUUGGCGGAGACCUCCCUCGGGUACCGGCAUAAGUAAAGAAAAACAGAGGCAACGGAUUGAAAAUGAUAAAAAAGUUAAGAAACAGAUACUGGGUGAUAUGUCGGUUGGUAGACAAGAGGCAUUUGAAAUUUUCCGCCGGGAUUAUGAGCACAAUGAUGCAAUAGAGGAGAAUAAACAAGAAUUGAAACAGAGAUAUUCUGAGGCUAAAUCUCUCGGAGAGAAAGUCAACAAAUCUAGGCAGCAUAUCAAUCAUCUGAAGAGUCAGAUAGAACAUUACAGAAUGAGUAUGGCCAUGCAAGGUUUAGCAGAUACUGAAAAUUUGGAGCCAGAUGAACAAGAGAUGGAGAUGAGACAUUCCAUGGAAACUGCUAAAUUACAAUACAAGGAGACAUUUAACAGAUUACGCACUUUAAAGUCAGAGAUAGAACAUUUACAACAUCUUCUAGAGAAGGCCAAGGUCAAACUGAUGAAAGACUUCGAAUUAUGGUGGGCUGACCAAAUGUCAUUGUCACAGCAAGAGCAACAGGGAGGAUCUAAUGGUACUGUCAUGAAUGCAUGGCAGACUCCGCCCACUACACAAGAUAGAGGAAGAUCCUCCUCCCCUGGCCACACAGACGUGCCACAUAGACUUAACAAAAUACGAGGAAGUGUGGCAGGCAAUAUUGCUCAUAAUUUACGAGCUUCAAAUAGUGCUGAUGGUAGAAUAAAUGAACCUGUAGAACCAAACAGAAGUGUAACAAGAACUAGAUCAAGUCAGAGCCCAUCCGGUAUGAGACUGACAGGAGACCCGCAGGCUGAUGCUGAUAUUAUGGCUUUUGUUAAAGCAAGACAAAAUAUUUUACAACAAACUCAGAAAAGGUGAUACAUGCUCAAUACAAUACAGGCAAUACACUGUUGUUAGUAGCUAGAUGUGUGUUGGUGACUGGGUAUGUGGUACUGACCAGGUCAUCUCUGGUGAUAUACCUAAUUGAACCAUCACACUUCGAUCCCACCUUGACCAUACCGGAUAUAAGACGUCGUACAAGGAAAGGAAACUUCUGCUGUGUAACAAAUACUGUGAUAGAUGAUUCUGAGACCAAAAAUUACAAUUUGGUUUGUUUUGGAAGCGGAAAAAAUUGGCUUAUAUGUCUACUUUUAUAGACAAGCACACAUUCAUAGAUACUUGAACAAGGUUGAAAAAAGAUAUUAUAUUUAUUUAUAUGAUUAAGAAAUCAAAAGAAACUACUUAUGUAUCCAAUGUUUGUAAUGCUGAUAGGUCUAGAAUGUAGUGGACUUAGAGAUAUUUGAUUGGCUAUAGAUAAUUCAUGCAAUGGGUACAUUACAUGCAUUUAUUUCAGCAAAUUGUGGUAUGAUAUAAAUUAUGCUUUGCUUAAUUGUAAUGAUGAAAAUUAAAGCCAAUAUGCUGUAUUCAUUUCUCUGUGCUUGUGUUUUUGACAUAAUGUAGGUAGGGUGUAAUAAAGUCUUGUUUCUGCACAUUUUGCUUCCAUUAUUGAUUUUGCAUUAUGUUGGUGUCUAAUCAAUGUAUGUUUUUAAAGCUGAUAAAGACAUUAUUUUCUACUAUAAUCUUUACUGAGUUAUUCUAUUAUCAUUGCAGGAUACAGAAUGAACAAUUAACAUUCAACCUUUCAAUUUUAUGUUAAAAGUUUUGAAAAUUUAUAUACAAAACAUAUAUAAGAACAUAUUAAAAGAUGAUACAGUUGUUUUAAUUUUUUAGCUCACCUGAGCUUGCUCAGGCUGAGCUUUUAGGAUCGGUGAAUGUCCGUCGUACGUCCACAAUUGCUUGUGAACACUCUAGCGGUCGCAUUUUUGCCUCAAUCAUCAUCAAACUUGGUCAGGAUGCUUAUCUAGUUGAAAGCUCGGAUGAGUUCGAACAUGGCUCAUCUCGGAUGAAAAACUAGGUCACAAGAGCUAAAAAUAGAAAAACCUUGUGAACACUCUAGAGGUCACAUUUUUGACCCAAUCAUCAUCAAACUUGGUCAGGAUGUUUGUCUAGGUGAUAGCUCGGAUGAGUUCGAACAUGGGUCAUCUCGGAUGAAAAAGUAGGUCACAGGAGCUAUAAAUAGAAAAACCUUGUGAACACUCUAGUGGUCACAUUUUUGAACCAAUCAUCAUCAAACUUGGUCAGAAUGCUUGUCUAGUCAAUUGCUUGGAUGAGUUCGAACAUGGGUCAUCUCUGAUGAAAAACUAGGUCACAGGAGCUAAAAAUAGAAAAACCUUGUGAACACUCUAGUGGUCACAUUUUUGACCCAAUCAUCAUCAAACUUGGUCAGGAAACUUGUGUAGGUCAUUGCUGGGAAUAAAUCGAACAUGGGACAUCUCGGAUGAAAAACUAGGUCACAGGAGCUAAAAAUAGAAAAAUCUUGUUAACACUCUAGUGGCUACUGUUGUGAUCCAAAUAUUCUGUUAAUUGGUCUGAAAGUUUGUUUUGAUGAUUUCUAAGUCAAGAUCGAACAUGGGUCAUCUUGGAUGAAAAACUAGGUCACACCGCCCAAAUAUGGAAAAACCUUGUUAACAUUCUAGUGGUCACAUUUUCGACUCAAUUAUCAUCAAACUUGGUCAGGAUGCUUGUCUAGGUAAUUGCUUGGAUGAGUUCGAAAUCGCAUGUGAAACUAGGUCACCGGAGCUAAAAAUAGAAAAAUCUUGUUAACACUCUAGUUGCUACUGUUUUGAUCCAAGUAUCCUGGAAAUUGGUCUGAAAGUUUGUUUUGAUGAUUUCUAGGUCAAGUUUGAAUAUGUGUCACCUGGGUAAAAAACUAGGUCGCACUGCUCAAAUAUGGAUAAUCCUUGUUAACACUGUAGUGGUCACAUUUUUGACUCACCUGUCAUGAGACUUGGUCAGAAUGCUUGUCUAGGUAAUUGUUUGGAUGAGUUUGAUAAGUCAGGUGAGCGAUCUAGGGCCAUCAUGGCCCUCUUGUUGUAAUUUAGCUCAUUUACAAAGAAUCUUAUGUCACAAGCAUACAUUUAAAUAAUAGAUUUCUUUUAAUUACAGCAUAACUAGUUAUAAUAGUAUAACUCACUUUUAUGCAGUAUAUUUUGUUCUAUCCAUUACUGGACACUGUCUCACUUCUACAUAUAGUUUUUCAAAAUAUUUUUUUCUUGAUAUUAAGAUAAUAUUUAUGAUAUAGACAGAUCUGCUGAAUCCUCUGGUGCCUUUUCCUGCCGAAUUUUAUGUAAAAGGUGCUUUAUAAAGAAGCUUAUACAAACUUUCUAUUUAUAUAUUAUUUAAUUAGUAAUAUUAAGUAUCUAACUUUUGGUUAGAAUUUUUUUAAGCAUGUGUCAUCUGGAGGCAUGUAAUAAUACUGUAAUUUACAUGUAAUAAUCAGGACAAUUGCAUUAUUGAUUAAUUGGUCACACAAGAUUUUGUAGUUCAAUUAAGUUCUUUAUUUUUCUUUACAUUAUUAAAUAAGUAUUAUAGUAACUGCUGUAACUGCUGAUGUUUUAAGAUUUAUACAUGAUGAAUGCUCAACUUAAACCAUAUGGUCUGAACUUACACUUUAAAAGAUAUACAUGUACUUUGACUUACUGUGAGGUCAAUAUUAUGCCACUAUAUCUUUUCAAAUUAUUAUCAUCAAAGAUGUUUGCCGUCCAACUUAUUUAUAGUUGUUUAUGUAUAGGUAUUGUUUAAAGAGUUGUGUGGUAGAGUUCAGUAUUACAGGUAAUCUGCUGCUUUUAAUGUGUAGAAUUAGUUCUAAUGAUGUCUAUAUUCUGCUGAUAUGACAUUCUAUAUACAAGUACUAGUAUGUGGCAUCUUGUUCAACAGUAUGGUGCUGGAAUAACAUUUUGGAAAUGCAUGUACUGAUUAUAUGAAUGAAAAAAAAACAAAACAUAUUUAGAUAUUUUUAUCAGAAAUAAACAUGAAAUGCACUUAUUGACAUUUAUCAAUAUAGACAACAUUUCAAAGAUCUGAUGUUUUAAUCCAGUGACCUUCAUCUCUCUCCAUGUUGGAAUCAAUUUGCCUUGCAUAAUGUAGAUUGUAAAAUUUUGAAUUGGAACCUAUAUAAAAUUGUGCCAAGAUGAGCAUUGGCAAAUGAGGAUGAGUAUUUGGAGUUCAGGGAUCAAGGCUUUCAAACCAGAACAAUUGGAAUAAACAAUUUUUAACAGAAAUCUUUUCAAAACUUUUGAUAGGCUCAGAUAUUUUAUAAGGCCAGUCAUCUGCAAUUACAGAAAGUCAGGAAAUAAAACUUCUGUCACAAUUAGUGAAAUAUUAAAUGUGAAAAUAUAUAUUUUUAGUGUUGUAAAAUAUACAUUACCAUUGUUACAUGUGAUAUGUUAUUGAUAUUUUAUUUGAUAUAUGAAAAUAUUCAUUAUAUGUGAUUACAUUUCAUUGCAAAUGUAUGUAUAGGUUAUUUAUUUAAUGCAUAUUUGAUUAUUUAAACUGUACAUUAUAUGCCAUAUUAAAAUGCCUAAAUA